This is a messenger RNA of Penicillium concentricum, 1872 nucleotides long. RefSeq names its product Ribosomal RNA large subunit methyltransferase E. Gene Ontology annotation, molecular function: rRNA (uridine-2'-O-ribose)-methyltransferase activity. Bases 1 to 1872 code for a protein of 623 amino acids. Lineage: Eukaryota; Fungi; Ascomycota; Eurotiomycetes; Eurotiales; Aspergillaceae. Gene Ontology annotation, biological process: RNA methylation. The record is from RefSeq and is a predicted model, not a curated record. Gene Ontology annotation, cellular component: mitochondrion. The transcript has 6 exons.
AUGGCAAUGGCCGAAGAAGCAUCCACCUUGGAUUCUGAAAUGUCCAUGAGGACUAUAUGCCUGGAGAAGGAGUAUGAGAAGACUCUUUCGGAUUCUGCUCGUCUUCUGGACGGCGAGAGAGAUCGCGUACGACGCAUGGAGCUCUUGCUCUCGAGAUUCGAGAAUGAAGCUCUCCGAUCGCAGCUGGAGGAAACAAAUAGGUAUCUGCUAGGAUUCACGGGUGCUGAUUCAGAGGCAUGUGUUCAACUUCAGCAGGCUUGCCAGGAAAUCGAUCAUUUGGAGCUUCAAGCACAGGCAUCCGCGAGUGAGAUUGACCGGCUCAAACAACAGGAAGAACUCUCAAUUCAGAAAAAUAAUUCGACGAGUUACAGUACUAUCCUUGCAGAGAAACUCCAUCUCUCUAGAGAUCUUUCAAUGCUACAGUCAAAGCUUGAGCGGUUCAAAGCGCAAAACGCAUCAUAUCAAGCUAUCAUUUCUGAGAAACAUGAAAUGGAACGGCAAAUGAACUCUCUGGAGCUUCAACUUGACAAUGAAAAACAUUCCCAUGAACGUACUCAGGCCAAGGGAUCACAGCAAAUGACAGAAAUUGCCCAGCUUUCUACUCGAGUUGAAGAGUUGCGGAAUGAGCUAGCGGGAGAAUUGCGAGCCAAACAGCAGCAGGAACGGGACAACCGACAACAGAACUCGGCAUGGGCCAACCAGCGGGCGACGUUUGAAGGAAAGAUUGAUUCGCUCAAGCAGCAAUUGCGGUCAACCAAGGACAAGCUCCAGGAAGCCCAGAUUGAGAUUCAGCAGCGACGCAGCCUCAAAUCACAAGCAGGAAAUGACUCCGAAUCUAGUUCUCGAACAGUUCCGCUUCAGCGCCCUGGCCCGAGUGGUCAUGCCGGCGUCACAAUUGCAACCCCUGGGGCUGUUCGUGUACAAGAGAAAUUGAAGAAAGAUUCGGCCGUGCCUGGUGAUAAGUCGGCGUUUUCCAUCACUCCAUUCUUGAACCGCACAGGCGCACCUUCGGAUUCGCCAAUGAGUUCGGUUGGAGAUGAAGUCGAGAUUCUUGGCGAUACUGAUACUCCUCGUGGGCAACUUGGCACGCUAGGCACUUUUGGCGAACCAAGGCGUAUCGGUUCUGCCCUUCGGCGCCAGCUAUCUCCAACAGAAGACCGCAUUCCAAUCACAAAACCCACCAAACCAAGGGCACGUGAGGGCGAAGUGCCUGUCUCAGGACCGGAAAAUGAGAUCAAGAAAUCAACUCAUCGCCUAGAUCGCAGGAUGCCACCCACUGAGACCGAUAAGUUACAUGAGCUGUUUGAGCAUGAGCAGGCCAAGCCGAAGAAACGCAAACUUGGUGGUCAGCGGGAUCGAAGCUUGUUCGAGGAGGAUGAAGAAGAGCCUCACCCUAACAAGAAAUUUGGGCGAAAACUUGCAGUCGGAAAUGGUCGGGCUUCAACUCUGGGGAAGCCGAAUUCAGAUAACGACCGCACGACCGAGGCCGAGAAGACGGAUAUCAGGGGUGAUAAGAUACUUGAAAGAACGGUAGAUGUGGUUCUUAGCGAUAUGUCUGCUCCCUGGCACCAGACCUCCGGUUUCUGGAAACGAAGUCUAAGUGCUCCUUAUAAUAGGAUGAUGAACACCAGCGGUGUCACCUUCAGAGAUCAUGCUGGAAGUAUGGAUCUCUGCCACGCGGCUUUGCGCUUCAGUUCGGAUGUUCUGAAGGCAGGCGGUCAUUUCGUCUGCAAAUUCUACCAAGGUGCCGAAGACAAAGAGCUGGAGCAGCAGCUGAAGGAAUUAUUCAAAAAGGUUCAUCGUCUGAAACCCGAAUCUUCUCGCAGUGAAUCCAAGGAGGCCUUUUUCGUUGGCCUGGAGCGAAAAUCGUGA